AUGACCAUGGAUGCUGCACCUGAUUAUCAGCAUCAGCCUCCACCAGCUGAAGCGGCCAGUGCUGAGGCCCGGCUGAAAGGUCACCUUGGGCAUCUCACCACAGGAGAAGAGUCGGCAUUUGAGGAGUUCAGGAAGCUGGCCGCAAAAGAAGGCCUCUAUACUCCUGCUACCGACGUUAAGAAAGCCAGUCAUGACGAUGGUACCCUCAUCCGCUACCUACGAGCUCGAAAGUUCGUCCCUCAAGAGGCCUUUGCCCAGUUCAAAGACACAGAGAUAUGGCGCAAGGAUAACGACUUGGACGCUCUUUAUGAGAAAAUAGAUAUCCAUGACUAUCAGGAGGCUAGGAGUGUCUACCCACAAUGGACUGGUCGCCGAGACAGACGUGGCAUUCCCGUCUAUCUCUACGAAGUUGGCAAGCUAGAUUCCAAAAAGAUGAUAGCAUACUCCUCCUCCACCUCCAAAUCCAAGGAAAAAGGUCCCUCGCCUUCGAGGAUGCUCCGGCUUUUCGCGUUGUAUGAGAACCUCACUCGGUUUGUCAUGCCCCUAUGCUCUGCGGUACCCGGAAGACCCAACCCUGAAACACCCGUCGACCAGUCGAACAACAUUGUCGAUAUUUCACAUGUAGGACUUAAGCAAUUCUGGAAUCUGAAGAGUCAUAUGCAGGACGCAAGCACGCUGGCUACGGCUCAUUACCCCGAAACAUUGGAUCGAAUAUUCAUUAUCGGUGCACCCUCAUUCUUCCCAACUGUCUGGGGUUGGAUUAAGAAAUGGUUCGACCCUAUUACUACCUCCAAAAUAUUCAUCCUCUCUCACAAACAAGUCCUACCUACUUUAAUAUCCUUCAUCGAUAUCGCAAACAUACCCAUGAAGUACGGCGGGGAAUUGGACUUUGAAUGCGGGAAAACACCAGUUUUAGACCAACAAGUUAGAGACUGUCUCAGCAUAGCAGCAGGCUCAGAUGCAGAAAGAUUAUUUCUCUCAGCACCGGUCAGAUGGAUCGAUGCUGGAGACGACGAGAUGACAGCCUUGGGCGUGGGAAGCAUCGACGGGAAACAAAGGAAGGAGGCCGUCGCAACGCUGCACUCUCUUGCUGUUCGCGUUGCCACAAGUUCGAGCAGACAUACACAGCGUCAGGGAACCGAGACUGUGGGUGCGCCCGCAAGUCGGCCAUUCACACAUCACAAUCAAACAGCACUACCCGGUCGCCCUGCCUCCAAAGGCCAGGCGACGCCCUCAAGCCAACCUACGGGUAUCCAACCUGCCCCGAACGCAGAUCUCAGCGUUGCAUCUCUACACGAUCAACCAGUCCCCGCAGGUGGCGUUCUGCAACAUCACCUUCAGAAUGGAGGACCGCCAGAAAAAAUCAGCAUGCCUACACCUCCUGCUCAGAUGGAGCGCACAAAGACCGAUUUCUUCACACCUCCUAGCGAUCCUUCAGAAAUUAAGACUCUCGAAUAA
Messenger RNA from Letharia columbiana, 1458 nucleotides. RefSeq lists its product as uncharacterized. Lineage: Eukaryota; Fungi; Ascomycota; Lecanoromycetes; Lecanorales; Parmeliaceae. The record is from RefSeq and is a predicted model, not a curated record. The transcript has 4 exons. The coding region runs from base 1 to 1458 and encodes 485 amino acids.